AUGACUGAUCAAGAAGUUACGAGCUUCGAUGAUGGUGAGGUGUUGCAACGUGUGCACAAUGUUGAUCAAAUGGUGCGGGAUGUUGAGUUUCAAGGAGUGUACACAACUUCUGAAUUAGCGAGGCUGAAGCAGUUCAUUGAAGAUUCAAAGAAACCCCUCUAUCCUGGUUGCCAGAAGUACUCUCGCCUUUCUGGUGAUCUAAAACUUCUGCAGCUUAAGGCAGAUCAUGGUUGGAGCAACAAAAGUUUCAAACAACUAUUGGAUCUGCUUAGAGACAUGCUACCUGAGAAACCAAACCUUGACAAGUGCCCCAAGUGUGGGUGUGAUCGGUACAAGAGGAAAAAAGAUGGUGGAGAUGAUAAUGCUGAUGACGGGAACGUGCCCGUGGAGAUCAGAGGCAAGAAGAAGGUUAACAGAGGGGGUCCUGUGAGGGUGGCAUGGUAUUUUCCCAUCAUUCCCCGGUUGAAAAGAUGGUUCGCCACAAGAAAGGAGGCCCAACUCUUGCGUUGGCAUAAGGAAGGCCGAAAGAAGGAAAAUGACAAGCUUAGGCACCCCGCAGAUGCAGCACAAUGGGGUAACAUUGAUUCCCACUUUAAGUGGUUUGCUGAUGAUUGCAGAAACCUUCGGUUCGCUAUGAGCACAGAUGGCGUUAACCCUUUCGGUAACCAGAGUUCAACACAUAGCACCUGGCCUGUCGUGCUAUCAAUGUGCAACCUUCCACCCUGGCUAUGCAAGAAACGGAAAUACAUGAUGCUGACAAUAUUGGUCUCUGGGCCAAAGCAACCUGGCGACCGUAUUGAUGUCUACUUGAGGCCACUAGUUGAUGACUUGAAGACACUUUGGAAGCCUGGUGUGAAGGAGGUUUGGGAUGAGUUCGGGCGUGAGGAGUUCAUAUUGCACGCCAUGUUGUUCACCACCAUCAACGACAACCCGGCUCAUCGCAACCUCUCCGGCCAGAGUAAAAGGAAAGGUGCAGCUUGCCCGCACUGCUUGGAAGAAACUUGCUCAUUGUGGCUAAGAAAUUCAAAGAAAUUCGCAUUUAUGGGGCACCAUCGUUUCCUCAGCAAGAAACAUCCCUACCGGGAGAUGGAUUGUCAAUUUAUUGGGGAAAAGGAGCAUCGAGCGGCGCCUCUGCAUGUGACUGGAGAUCUGGUCCUCUUGCAAGUCAAGGACAUCAAAACUAUCGAGGAGUUACCCAAAAUGACUGAAAAAAUCCUUGGCAAAAGAAAGAAACGAGAUGGUGAAGAAGAAGAAGAUGGGAAAGGAAUUUGGAACAAGAAAUCAAUUCUAUGGGAGCUAGAGUAUUGGGAGCUGUUGGAUGUGCGUCAUUCGAUUGACAACAUGCACGUCAAGAAGAAUGUGUGUAGCGUUUGUGGAACAUUGCUGCAACAGAAGUUGAAAGGAAAAGAUCAUAAAAAUGCAAGGGAGGAUCUUAAAGAUAUGGGCAUUAGGCCGGAGCUCUAUGCAGAGGAAACAGACACGGGGACGGACCUUCCCGUCGCUGCAACCACCUUGUCAAAGACAGAGAGAAAAGAAUUCUGUGAGUUUUUGCAUGGUUUGAAAGUACCUUCAAGCUACUCAUCGAACUUCAAGAGGCUAGUGUUGGUGAAGGACAUGAAAAUGAAUUUCAACUUGAUGAAAUCUCAUGAUUGCCAUGUGUUGAUGACAGCUCUUCUUCCUGUUGCACUUAGAGGUAUCAAGACAGUACAGAAGGUGAUUGAUGAGGAAGAACUAUUGAAGUUAGAGAGGAGGCAUUUCGAGACCCUAUGCAUGCUUGAAGCUACCUUCCCACCAACAUUCUUUGAUCUCAUGAUCCAUCUAACAGCACACCUCGCGAGGGAGAUUUGGUUCCUUGGCCCAUCUUACCUUCAUCAGAUGUUUCCAUAUGAGAGGUACUUUGGAUUCCUCAAAUCAUUGGUACAUAACCGGUCAUUUCCGGAGGGAGCCAUGGUUCGUGGCUAUGGGACCAUCGAAGCAGUGGAGUGGGCCAUGGGUUAUAUGGACCCCCAAAACCCCAUUGGUGUGCCUCAUUCACGGCAUGAAGGUAGGCUUGCAGGUGUUGGGACCAUGGGGAAAAAGUCAAUCACUCCGGAUCCAGAUGCCUUCAACAAGGCUCAUUUCACCGUGAUACAACAGAUUGACCUGAUUACACCAUUUGCCAACGAGCACAACCAACAACUACGUGAAGAAAACCCUACCCGUAGUGAGGCUUGGGUUGCAAAGAAGCACAUGCAAUGCUUCAGCUGGUGGCUCCGAGAUUAUGUCCAGAGAUGCAGCGCAGCUGUAACCGACAAUCUGAUAACGAAACUAGCAGUGGGGCCAUUAUUCACUGUUACAACAUACCAAGCAAUGGAUAUCAAUGGAUACACGUUCUACACCAUGGCCUAG
Messenger RNA from Panicum hallii, 2388 nucleotides. RefSeq lists its product as uncharacterized. The record is from RefSeq and is a predicted model, not a curated record. The transcript has 3 exons. The coding region runs from base 1 to 2388 and encodes 795 amino acids. NCBI's taxonomy places the organism in Eukaryota, Viridiplantae, Streptophyta, Magnoliopsida, Poales, Poaceae.